ACAUAGUGGGACAUUUUAAUAAUCUCCCACCCUCCACCCCACCAGUCACCACCAACCCAACCAACAAAUGGCUUGAGGUAAAUUCGGGACCAAACCAAUAGCAAUUAGCGGGAGCUAAAAGUAAGCAGAGCAGAGGGAUCUAACAUUAACAAGCACUGAGACCGCACUCACCGCAUAGAAUUGAUAAACCAAAAUUUAUAACAUCUAACAGCAAUAAUCCUUAGCAAAGAUUCCGGAAGCUAGAGCUAUUAUUGAUGGAAAGGUUGGUGCAUUCGCGAAUCAAUCCCUUUCCUGCUACUUGCAGACAGUAUCGCUCUUGUAUUAUUCCAGCAUUAUCUCUACAGUUGAAAAAGAAUUCUGUUGGAGGGAGAAAUUUGUUUAUGAAACUUCCUCAAUCAUUCAAUUCAGUUACUGCUUCAGUUCAACCAUUAGACCCUCCCAAAGUGGACCACUUCGACAAUAGAUUGGCCUCAAAAGAGGUUCUUGAGCUCUGGAGAAGUGCUGAUGCAGUAUGCUUCGAUGUUGAUAGCACGGUAUGCCUAGAUGAGGGCAUUGAUGAACUUGCAGAGUUUUGUGGAGCUGGAAAUGCUGUUGCAGAAUGGACAGCUAAAGCAAUGAGUGGUUCUGUUCCUUUCGAGGAGGCCUUGGCAGCUAGACUAUCUCUGUUCAAGCCAUCUCUAUCUCAGGUCCACGAUUAUCUUGAGAAGCGGCCCCCAAAGCUUUCACCUGGCAUAGAUGAGUUAAUUCAGAAGCUGAAGGCUAAGGAUAAAACUGUUUAUUUUAUCUCUGGAGGCUUUCGUCAGAUGAUCAAUCCUAUUGCAUCUAUCCUUGGGAUUCCACUUGAAAAUAUAUUUGCCAACCAAAUGCUGUUUGGAAAUUCGGGGGAGUUCUCGGGUUUUGAUGCAAAUGAGCCUACUUCAAGGAGCGGAGGAAAAGCAACUGCAGUAGAGCAAAUAAGGAAGGCUCAAGGAUACAAGUCUAUGGUUAUGAUUGGGGAUGGUGCAACUGAUCUUGAGGCUCGUAAACCAGGUGGUGCUGACAUGUUUAUUUGCUAUGCGGGUGUUCAACUUCGAGAAGCUGUAGCAGUAGAAGCUGAUUGGCUGGUCUUCCAUUUUACAGAUCUAAUAAAUUCUUUGGAUUAGGUUGUGGUCUUCUGAAUUUAAAUUGCCUUGUAUUUCUUCAUUUUUUCAUACUGGUAUUCUGUUCUGUUGCAGAAGUACCUGCAUUACAUAACUGUUCUCCCCUUUUAAUGUCUCUACAGGUAUAUUGAUUUGAGGAGAUCAAUAAAAUUCAAUCUACCACCUUCUAUUUAAGGUGCUACUGUCACAAACAUCUCUGAGCUCUUUAGGCUCUAUUAUUAUUUAUUUGUUUUGAUUUGAGAAAUGCUAUUCUACGACUCGAAUUCGAGAUCUCUCUGAUUUUUUCUUUUUUCUUGUUAUUUGCAACUUAUAUAUAGUGUUUUCAGGGCUUGUGUGAUUGAUUGAUGCCUUCAGUUAAAGAAUGGCUGAAAAAUAAUUGGUCUGAUUUACUUAGAUAUCAACUAAUUUAUCACCCAUCUACAAA
Messenger RNA from Mercurialis annua (annual mercury), 1563 nucleotides. Its product is annotated as phosphoserine phosphatase, chloroplastic. Gene Ontology annotation, biological process: dephosphorylation; L-serine biosynthetic process. The record is from RefSeq and is a predicted model, not a curated record. Gene Ontology annotation, cellular component: cytoplasm. Lineage: Eukaryota; Viridiplantae; Streptophyta; Magnoliopsida; Malpighiales; Euphorbiaceae. Gene Ontology annotation, molecular function: L-phosphoserine phosphatase activity; magnesium ion binding. The transcript has 8 exons. The coding region runs from base 255 to 1142 and encodes 295 amino acids.